This is a messenger RNA of Macrosiphum euphorbiae (potato aphid), 1092 nucleotides long. Lineage: Eukaryota; Metazoa; Arthropoda; Insecta; Hemiptera; Aphididae. The record is from the annotation of a GenBank genome assembly.
AUGACUCUGCAGGCAAUCAAGUACGAGAACGGCACGUUGGAAGUGCUGGAUCAACUGCUGUUGCCCAAAGAGUCCAAGUACAUACCCAUUUUAGGCGUCGAGGACGGAUGGAAGGUCAUCAACAAAAUGCAGGUACGUGGUGCUCCAGCUAUUGCCAUUGUUGGUUGUUUAAGUUUGGCUGUAGAAAUAUCAAAGGAAGAGUUUGAAAAAAAAAAGGCUCUUCGACGAGAAGUUGAGGGUAAACUAAAUUAUUUAAUAUCUGCUCGGCCAACUGCUGUAAAUAUGAAACAGGCCGCAGACCAUUUAAUAUCUUAUAUAAACUCUUUGGAUAAUGAUGAAUCAGUUUCAGCACAAGAAAUGCAAGCUAGGUUUGUAGCAGCUAUAGAAGCAAUGUUAGAAAAAGAUAUAUCAGAUAAUAGAUCAAUAGGAGAAUUCGGAGCUAAGGCAAUUUUAAACAAUGUUACGGAUGGUGAACAAGUUCGUGUUUUAACGCACUGCAACACUGGUUCAUUAGCUACUGCAUAUUUUGGUACUGCAUUAGGUGUUGUACGUUGUCUACACUCUGCUUCAAGACUGGAAAAUUGUUAUUUCACGGAAACAAGGCCUUACAAUCAAGGUGCUAGAUUAACUGCCUAUGAAUUAGUUCAUGAUAAAAUACCAUCAACCUUGGUCUGUGAUAGUACUGUUGCUUAUUUAAUGAAGACUGCUCAGAUUAAUGCGGUUGUUGUUGGUGCCGAUAGGGUAGCAGCCAAUGGAGAUACUGCUAACAAAAUUGGGACGUAUCAAAUUGCUGUAGUUGCCAAACACCACGAGGUUCCAUUUUAUGUAGCUGCUCCACUAACUUCAAUUGAUUUUAAUGUAAAUACUGGUGAUAAUAUAGUGAUUGAGGAAAGGCCUCAAGUGGAAAUGACUCAUAUAAAUAAUAUUAGAAUAGCUUCUCCAGGUGUAACUUGUUGGAAUCCAGCAUUUGAUGUAACACCAGCUCGACUGAUAACUGGAAUAAUAACUGAAAAGGGUGUUUUCCGACCGUCUGAACUCUCCACACUCCAGUCUCAAUUGCAAGAUCAUAAAAAUUCACUUCCCCAACUGUAA